Molecule: messenger RNA, 4725 nt
Organism: Engraulis encrasicolus (European anchovy)
Lineage: Eukaryota; Metazoa; Chordata; Actinopteri; Clupeiformes; Engraulidae
Gene: igfals
Product: insulin-like growth factor binding protein, acid labile subunit
Exons: 2
Coding region: 732-2531 (599 amino acids)
Molecular function (GO): protein binding
Source: RefSeq, a predicted model, not a curated record
GACAACUGAUUUUAUCUGCAUCCAUAAAUAUCCUGGAAAAAAACCCUCACAACUUUAUAAUAUUUUUGAAGUCCACAAUAAAUCUCGUACUGACAGGUCAGACAAUGUUGCACUAUGUGCCAAAACCUACAAAUCCAAAGUUCAGGCCGGCUUGUCAACAUCCCUGCGGAGAACGGAGUGUGGGCUGCCUGCCCGCGGCAUUCUGGGAAUAUUCUUGGAAGUGAUCCAACAAGUCCCAGUUCCCAUGAUGAGGCAUGACGGAAUACACAUGAAGAGAGAUAGUCCUAAAAUAAAAUAAUUUAAAGUUUUUGUAGGGAACUUUUGCGUCACUGACAUUUGACAGGACAUUCUGUCCAGCGUUAUAUCUGUUAACUAUUUCACUAAGAUUAGCCAUAUUUUUAUUCAACUAUAUGCUGUCACAUAUUGCAUCACAUUUCACAUAUUUAUUCACAAAAAAAGAUUUAUCUGUUUAAUUUAAUGAAGCUGUCAUAAAAAGCCUGUCAUCAUCAAACCUGAACUAAGACAUCUGAAUUGUGUCUCAUUGCAUUGCAUUGCUAUUUGGUUAUAACAGGAGUGAGGGGAGAACAAGAGGUUAAUUUUGUGACUGAGAGCAGAGACAGUGGACAGUGACACUGAAGCCAAAGGUACUGCAGAUCUGCCAUUUAAGGCACGUUCGCCUGUUUCUGGGAGUAAUUGACAUCUUUCCAUUAAGUGCUGAAGUAGCAGUGGAGAUGCAUCCUUCUGUGCCGCUGCUAGUGCUGGGGAUGGUUGGAGCGUCGCUCUUCGGUUCAACUGGCACUACAGUGAAGCCUACAGAGCCUACCAUCCCCUGCUCCAAAGGCUGCACCUGUAUCUUUGACGACUACAGCUCAGACCUCAGUGUCUACUGCAGCUCACGAAACCUCACCCUGGUUCCCCCCGACGUUCCCAAAGUCACGCACUCUCUGUGGCUGGAUGGAAAUCUAUUCACGUCGCUGCCCGCCGGUCCAUUCAAAGAACUCACAUACUUGGACUUCUUGAACUUGCAGAAUGGACAGCUCUACACACUGGAUGCACAGGUGUUCAGGGGACUGCGUUCUCUGGCCCACUUGCACCUGGAGCGCAACACCAUUAGGACACUGCCAGGGGCAAUUUUCCAGAACACCCCUAACCUCGCCUCGCUCAGCCUCCACAAUAACCAGCUGUCAAGACUGGAGGAAAGGCUGUUUUCUGGACUGUCGAGUAUGUGGCUGCUAAACCUGGGCUGGAAUUCCCUCUCGGUCCUGCCGGAGAACAUCUUUCAGGACCUGCAGAGCCUGCGCGAGCUGGUCCUUGCAGGGAACCGGCUGGUCUACCUGCAGCCACAGCUGUUUUACCACCUGACCGAGCUGAAGGAGUUGGACAUCACCGGUAACUCCCUGAAGGUCAUCAAGGCCAACGUGUUUCUCAAACUCGGCAAGCUGCAGAAGCUCUACCUGGCGCAGAACCACAUCACCACCAUCGCACCUCGGGCGUUUUUCGGGAUGAAAUCGCUGCGGUGGCUCGACCUGACCAACAACCGCCUGGGCGUGAUCCACGAGGAGACCUUUCUAGGCCUCCACAGUCUGCACGUGCUUCGCCUCGCCAACAACUCCGUCAGCAGCCUCAGGCACGGGACGUUCCGCGACCUGCAGUACCUGGAGGAGCUUCGGCUGAGUCACAACCGCAUCGCCGUCUUGGGCGAAAGGAUCUUCGAAGGCCUCGGCCACCUAGAGAUGUUGGAGUUGGAGCACAACAACGUCCAGACAGCUCGCAUAGGCACCUUCAUAGGCCUCUCCCACGUGGCUGUGAUCAAUUUGUCCGGGAGCUGCUUUCGGAGUCUGCCAGAUCAAGUCUUCAAGGGCUUGUCGAAACUGCACAGUCUGCAUCUUGACAAAGGAUGCCUGAUGAGAGUGACUUCCCAAGCUUUCACAGGCCUCGUGGGUCUAAGGCGGCUCUUCCUUCAGCACAACAACAUCUCAGCUGUGGACCACCAGAGCUUUCUGGACCUGCAGGGCCUGCAACAGCUCGACCUGAGAUUCAACAAGAUCACACACCUCUCCCCACAGACGUUCAACGGACUGAAGAACCUCGACUACCUGCUGCUGUCCAAUAACCAGCUCCGCCAGAUCAAUCCCGAGGUCCUGCUGCCACUUCCACGACUCUCCUGGCUGGACCUCUCCGCUAACCGACUGGACCUGAUCAUGAACGGAACCAUGCACAUGCUGUCCAAGUUACGCUACCUGAACCUGAAGGAUAACGCGUUGACCAAUCUCCCGCCGUCAAUUCCGGACAGCCUGGACCAACUCUGGCUCUCAGGGAACCAGUGGAAGUGCGACUGCCUCGCUCUGCCAUUGAGGGAGUACUGCGCCAAGCGACCGCAAGCGUGCCCACAGCAAGUGGAGACUCUGGCUGAAGGAGACGAACCCCAUGCUGUAGUCACCAUUUACAAUAACAUCACCUGCAGCAGUCCCGAGGGCCUGGUUGGCAAGGAUCUCAGGGAUUUAGAUAACGAGCAUUUCAAAAACUGCUAAUUUCAGUCAAAAUGUCAGAUAGGUGAAACUUAAGAUGAGCUGUGAUCUUUCAACAAAAUCUUAAAAUAUCUUCUCUGGUGACCAGAAUAAUUUUAGCCAUCAUCAUGGGUAAUAAAGAGAACCAAAGUUUUCAUAAUUUUCCAUUUUCACUUUAUUUCCCAUUCUCACAUUUGGAUUGUUUUUAAUGAUUGGUGCUAAAAAUAGUAUAGUAAGCUUGUGUUGUUGUUAUUGUUGUUUUUUUCUUGGUUUGCUUUUGUUUGUUUUUCAUUUUUUUGUGUUAAUCAUUCCAGGGACUCUGGAAAACCUGGAAACAUGAAAGCAGGUUUGGCAGUACCCCCAGUGAGAUGAAAAGGAAUCAAAGUCUUACUGUCAUAUAGCUGCUUCGCAUUCUUUUUUCAAUGUUGUUCAUGUUUGCAUUUUGUGUCCCUGUGCCCUGGACAGCAAAGAAGUUGAGGAAAUCUACAUGUAAGUGUGUUUUCACAGAAUUGUCAGCCCUUACAACCCAGACAAUAAAUUAUGCCUGGAUAAAAUGUAUUGUGGCACCUAGUGAAGAGCUUAUACUGAGUGACGUAAUGGUAAGAUUUGGAAAGAAGUUUUUUUUAUUCAUAUUUUCUAGGAACACUUGCAUUCACCAUAUUUCACAUAUUACAUGACUGUAACACUUGGCAGACACUUUCAUAUAAAGCCCUCUACCCAUGAAAGAUAAUAGGUGCGGACAAAGGGAUCAAUUGUCCUGGGCCCAGGGAGAAAGCUGCCACAGGAAUGGCUCCUCAGUAGAUUGUCUAUGUAUUGUGUUGGGGGCCUCUUCAGAUGACAUUGUCCUGGGCCCUAGCCAAAAGCUGUCAGCGGCCCUGGAUGUACCAACACAAACCACAAACCACAAACCACAAGCCAAACAAACCAUAAAAAGCUACAGGUAUGCAGAAGGGUAAAUAGAGAGUGCAGUAGAUACAGAGUAAACACAGGCAUACGUUACAGCUGAGGUACAGGACAUUGUUGCUGAGUGGGGGUUGGUUUGUUAUGAAGGGAGGCACUAUCUGGAAGUCUUCACAAGCUUCUUAAAGGUCAAAAGGGCAGGCAUGACCCCACUCCACUCUCAUAGCAACUGCCUGCAUGGUGGCUUGUUGCCUUAGCCUGGAAGGACAAUAACAAUCAGCCGUUUGGACUGAGGCUGUGCUUACUGUUGCCACCUGUCCCGGUUUUUCCUGAUUGUCUCGUAUUUUAAUUUUCCAUCCCGGAAAAAAAUAUACCUUCCUGGACACUGAAUGAAGGAUACCAUUGCAUACAAGCAAAAUUUGACUGAGUUUGAAAUGUCCAGGGUUUUUUUGUCAGACAGAGGUCGCAACCCUAGCUGUGCUAUGAGAGGAGACAGAAAAGACGACAAAGGGGUCAGUUUUUGCCGGGUCAAGGCAGAGGGCCCAGGAUUGGGUCCUCAUUAUGUUAUGUUGGGUGGGGAGGCCUUUCAGAUUACUUUGUUCCAGGCCCAGCCUGGGCCCAGUUUGUUUUUGACCACCCUUGAAGAACACAAACUUUUAUUACCAUCACACAAGCAAGUAGGACCCGUGUCCUUAAUUCUGGUAGCCACCAGGAGAUAAUGCAGGUUAAUGGAAAGAGGAUUGACAAGUGGCUGUCACCUGUGUUCUGUACCAUUUGUAACGGUUUUAUUGCACAACCAGGUAGGCCAGCGUGGAGCGAACAACAGAAGGCCUGGCCUGUACUAGAAGUUGAGUAACUCUAAUAAAAUUGUUCUGUAUAUCGCUUUUAUAAAGCAAAAUAGCUAAUUCCAAACAUAACUGCAGAAAACUGCAAAAAAAAAAACAGUUCUUAAUUUGCCAGAAGCAGAAAAAAAAUCUUCCCAAUCAACUUUUUAUCUUGACUGUGUAGGUUACAAACAUUUUAGGCUAUUUGCAGUGAAAUCAUGGUCAAAUUCAGACUGCGCUUGUUAGCGCUACUGCUUUUAUUCUAUGCAGGGCCAUAUUGCAUCAUGUUUCAUCAUAUAAUCAUAUUUCAUGUAACCUUCAGUCUGGCUAGAAUGACAUACUGUGUCAGUGUUUGUUUUCAUGAAAACAAUACUGCAAAUACUGUGCUUUCUUUUAUUGUAUGGCCUUGAAAUGUGGGGGCAUAUUGUUACCAUUGCAAUGCGUUGCUUUUCAAAAUCAAAAUAAAAGUUCAGCCAAGCAAUAUUGGACCAGAA